CGUACGCAGGGGGAGAGAUAUGAGCGCCAAGGCUCGCUGGAAUUACAACAAGAAGUUCGCUACCCAGGCUCGGUCAAUCUAAGCGCAAGGCACCGACACCGCUGCAGAGAAACGAAGAAUAACAAACGAAAAGACUACAAUCUCUCUCUCGACGAGGAGGACGUUGCCUAGCACGAAAACCCCGCCGCCUACCGACCUCGCGGCGGCAGCUCAAGCCACGCGCCCGCCGAGGCGGAGACCGCCAAGCAGCAGCGGCCGCCAGGGUACACAACCAAGGCACCAGAAACCCUCCCCCAGGUUGCAAUAGUACGGAGACGCUGCGACGGCGAUCAGCAUCAUGUCGACGUCUCGCGCGAUCCUCCGCCUGGCAUCUCGCGGCCCCAGCGGCGGCGGUCGUCGCCGGGUCCUAACUGCCACUGCCACUAGCGGCGCGCAGCGGCAGGUCGAGCGCGGCUCUGCUCAUCCUGCUGCUGGGGGGUCGGCCGCCGGCGCCGGCGCCUCGUAUGGCAGCGUUUCGAGGAACGCUACUGCGGGGUCAGCAGCGGUUGGGCGAUGCGGUGUCGCGACGAACGGGAACAACCGGUUCUUUUCCUUGUCGACGGCGGCGGCGGCUCCGUCGGCGGCUCGGGCUCCGACUCCGACUCCGACUCCGGUCCUGGCUUCCAGGAGCCCUGCGUCCGCGACAGAGUUCGACACCGACUUGCUGGUGGUUGGCUGCGGCAUCGCCGGCGCCUCCGCGGCCCUCCAGGCCGCCAGGCUGGGCAUGACGGUGACCAUGCUCUCCUCUGCCCGCAACGUGGACGACUGCAACUCGUUCUGGGCCCAGGGCGGCAUCAUCUACAAGGCCGAGGACGACUCGCCGGACCUGCUCGCCUCGGACGUCCAUACUGCGGGUGCGGGCCUCUGCAACGAUCCCGCGGUCAUGAAGCUGGCCGAGGAGGGGCCCGGCAGGGUGGAGCAGAUGCUUCUCCGCGGCAGCUCUGAGGUGCCGUUCGACCGAGAUGCCGAUGGCCGCUUGGCGCUGUGCCUCGAGGCUUCUCACAACCGUGCUCGCAUCAUCCACUGGCGUGACGAGACCGGCAAGGCCAUCACCACGAGCGUACAGGCCGCAGCCGCGCAGCACCCGAACAUCCGCGUGAUGACGAGCACCACGGCGGUGGACCUGGCCCUCGCGGCUGGCCAGUGCGUCGGCGCGCACGUUCUGGUCGAGGAUUCCGGCAUGAACGAUGGCAGCGGCAUGGGCCGCGGCGGCGGCUACCACCUGGAGACCAUCCGCGCGCCGGCGACCGUCCUCGCGACGGGGGGGCUCGGCGACCUGUACGCGCACACGUCCAACCCCGCGAGCGCCAAGGGCGCCGGCUUCGCGAUGGCGCUGCGCGCGGGAGCCGUCCUGUCCGGCAUGGAGUACGUCCAGUUCCACCCGACCACGCUCCACAUCCCGGGGCAACGGAGCUUCCUGUUGACGGAGGCACUUAGGGGGGAAGGCGCGAGGCUCGUCGACCGCAGGGGGCGCUGCUUCGCCAAGAACUACCACCCGGACGGCGAGCUCGCCCCGCGGGACGUCGUGAGCCGGACCAUCCUGAGCGAGAUGCGCCUCCAGGGGGCCCCCCACAUGUACCUCGACAUCUCGCACCGUCCCGCGGACUGGAUCCGGGGCCGCUUCCCUUCCAUCUACGAGCACUGCAUGAGGCAGGGGCUCGACAUGACCGUGCAGCCGCUCCCGGUCGUGCCCGCGGCGCACUACUUCUGCGGCGGCGUCGCGACCGACCUGACGGGGCGGACGACCGUACCUGGACUGUUCGCUGCCGGGGAAGUCGCCUGCACCGGUCUUCACGGCGCCAACCGCCUGGCGUCGACCUCCUUGCUGGAGGGCCUCGUCUGGGGCUGCUCGAUCGCUGACCACCUCGCCGACCGCGGCAGCAAGGACUCCAAGGACGGGCUGGCGGCGUCGGCCGACAUGGGCGCUCUCGCGCCGCCGAGGGUCCCGGGGACCGCCGCGGGCGGGGGCGGCCCGGUGGCGUCGGCCAAGGCUCUCUCUUCCGCCUGGAAGGAUCUCAGGACGAUCCUCUGGGAAGACGUUGGCGCCGUCCGCAGGAGCUCUUCCCUCCGCGAGGGCGCCCAGCUCCUCUCGGACCUGGCCGACCGCUGCAGCCGCCUGUACGACACGUCCGCCCUGUGCCCCGAGACGGUGGAGCUCCGCAACGGGGUGCAGACGGGGGCCAUGAUCGCCGCCGCCGCCGCGAGUAACGAGUGCUCCGUGGGGACGCACUUCGUCGAAGAGGAGGACGAGGAGGACGACCACGGGCAAGCCAGGGCCUAGAGCCAAGUGGCGGAGCGUCGUGUCGUGUGGAAUGGCGCCACCACCACCACCAUGUGGACGUUUUUUUGUUCCCACCGCUAACAUUUGGACGACUGGCGUCGUCGGGUCGUGUCGCAUCACGCGCCCACAGCCGACAUGUGGACGACUCGUGUUGUUUUUUGUUCCCACUACCGACGUAUGGACGACAGAUGAUGUGUUUUGUUCCCGUAGCCGAAAUAUGGACGACUGACGUCGGUGUUUGUUGUUCCCACCGCCAACAUACGGACGCCUGGUGUUUUUUUGUCAAAUGUCUGCUGGUACAUUUUUUUGGGUCGAAUCUUUUUUGUCGAGUAUUUAUUUUGUGUGUCUCGCGUGUGUAGGCGUUUUGGUGGGCGCGCACAAACGUGAAGAUGACCCGUGUUUGCGUCUCGAAAGAGCGUAGGCGUUGUGUGCGCGGUCACACAACAUAUAUUGUAGUGACUGUCUAACUGGCUGAGGUUGUUUGGACGUAAGGGUUUGCGAAUGAACAUUAGUACAUCGGUGUCUGCGUUGCAUACAUGAUCGGUUAAGUACUCGGCCUCGCAGCCACGGUAAGGAGAUACAACGCUGUCGGCAGUACCCACAUAUUUCACAUUACGGUGGUUUGGUUUGAGAAAUAAUAGGACGCCGGGCGAGCUCCAUUUUUUGUCAACAUGGGCCCCGAGUGACCCACAGAAGACUUCGCAUCUAAACAUGAAAACCUUGAACGGUGACGUGGGGCGGUGGGCAUUCGAGGGCUCUCUCGUGUGUGCGAUAAAUCCAUUGUGCUUCUAUCGCUUGCCGGGUGUUGUGCUGUGUUCACGCGAAAGAGGCGUGUGGCGACGGGAGGGGGCGUGUUGCACACCCGUCAGGCUCAACGUAGUGGAAGAAGAUGAGGUGUUGCCAAGCACAGGGAGAGGGGGUCUUGGUGACAGGUGCAUAUAUGUUGAAAACAAGGUCGUGGUUGUAGUAGAGGAUACCUGUCCGUCGGAAGAGUAGGAUUUCUGUAUAUUGCGUGUGAGUCGUGGAAAGGUAGGACGAACAUGUUGGUAAAAAAAAAUCGCAAGAGGUCAAAGAGAACUCCGUCCUCGUACAUGCGCGAAUGCAUAGGUCCGUGGAAGAUAACGGAUGGACAUCAAACUUUGACUUGACGUGUCGCGGGUGCGUACCUGCAUUUUUUUUUUUCAUGUCAGGGUUGAUUAAUCGUGCGCGUGUUCGGGCGGGGAGUUAAGGCUGAUGCUGUU
Molecule: messenger RNA, 3561 nt
Organism: Ectocarpus siliculosus
Lineage: Eukaryota; Phaeophyceae; Ectocarpales; Ectocarpaceae
Source: the annotation of a GenBank genome assembly